Molecule: messenger RNA, 1464 nt
Organism: Nerophis lumbriciformis (worm pipefish)
Lineage: Eukaryota; Metazoa; Chordata; Actinopteri; Syngnathiformes; Syngnathidae
Source: RefSeq, a predicted model, not a curated record
AUGCCCCAGACUGUGUGCUCUGGCACCAUGUUCACGACUCCUAGUGGCUUCAGCCCCCAUCUGGCCUGCGCUGAGCCUGAGGAGGAGGAGGAGGCUGCACAGGAGGGCCAGGGGCCCGCGGCUUGCCUGGCUGACGGACCCCCCAUCAGCUCGGCCUCAUUGGAAACCCUCAUUCAGAAUCUCGUGCCUACUGCUGAUUACUACCCCGAGAAAGCCUAUGUGUUUACAUUCCUGCUGAGCGCCCGUCUGUUCAUCCCUCCUCCGGAGUUGUUGGCACGUGUGUGCGAGCUGUGCAUCAAGCAGCAGCAGCUGGACCAGAGCCCACUUGAUACGGCAAAAGUGCGCAAGUUUGGUCCUAAGAUCUUGCAGCUGCUAACAGAGUGGACAGAAACAUUCCCGUCUGACUUUAAGGAUGAGAAGAUGGUCGGACUCCUUAAAGACAUCAUCCACAGGAUAGCUCCCUGCGAUGAGGCCUAUUGGAAAACCUUAAACCAGGUGCUGCAGAAGCUGAACCAGAGGUUGGCCUUCAUGAGUCAGGGGGAGGAGAGCAUUGUCAAGGUCUCUCUGAAUGCCUCCUACAUCUCUGACAAGCUCGUGGCCUUCAAGACCAAGCCCCCGCCCAUCCAGAAGGACAUGCUAUCCAUCUGCAAUGACCCUUACACACUGGCACAGCAGCUGACACACGUGGAACUGGAACAUUUGAGUCACAUUGGACCGGAGGAGUUUGUUCAAGCUUUUGUUCAAAAAGACCCCCUAGAUGGAACUCGGCCGUGCUUCAGUGACCAGAAGAAGAAAACUUCCAACCUGGAGGCGUAUGUCAGGUGGUUCAACAGGCUGUGUUACCUGGUAGCAACGGAGAUCUGCAUGCCUGCAAAAAAGAAACAGAGAGCCCUGGUGAUAGAGUUUUUCAUUGAUGUGGCCAGAGAGUGUUUCAACAUCGGAAACUUCAACUCACUAAUGGCCAUCAUCUCUGGUAUGAAUAUGAGUCCUGUGUCGAGACUGAAGAAGACCUGGGGCAAGGCCAAGACUGCUAAAUUCUUCAUUUUGGAGCACCAGAUGGAUCCUACAGGAAACUUUUACAACUAUAGGACAGCCCUGAGGGGCGCCGCCCAUCGCUCUCAGACGGCCAACAGCAACAGAGAAAAGAUUGUGAUCCCCUUCUUUAGCUUGCUCAUUAAAGAUAUUUACUUCCUGAAUGAAGGAUGUGCCAAUCGACUUCCGAAUGGCCACGUUAACUUUGAGAAAUUUUUGGAGUUGGGCAGGCAAGUGGGGGAAUUCAUCAUCUGGAAGCAAGUGGAGUGUCCAUUUGAGAAAGAUCAAGCCAUCCUACAUUACCUCCACACUGCCCCUAUCUUCAGUGAGGAUGGACUCUACCUUGCAUCCUAUGAGAGUGAGAGUCCAGAGAACCAGGUUGAAAAAGACAGGUGGAAAGCUCUCAGGUCAAACGUUCUGGGAAAGACAUGA